Molecule: messenger RNA, 1782 nt
Organism: Hyaloscypha bicolor E
Lineage: Eukaryota; Fungi; Ascomycota; Leotiomycetes; Helotiales; Hyaloscyphaceae
Product: Aldo/keto reductase
Exons: 7
Coding region: 326-1462 (378 amino acids)
Molecular function (GO): oxidoreductase activity
Source: RefSeq, a predicted model, not a curated record
CCAAAAGCCAACCUAUAGAGAGUGAAGAUACCCGGAUUGCGAGUACGAAGGCUUCAAGCUUGCAUCCUCCUCAUCCGCGGUUAAACGCCGGCGGUGAUAGCUAGUAUGAGUAUCGUUCAUUGGCCGCUGUAUCCUGGACCCCGUUCUAGAUGUUGGAUGAUACCGCUAUGAGAUCAUGGUAGCAUUUUUAUAAAUACCUGACUCUUUCCCACUCUCUCGUUCCUAUUUCACAAUCCCUAUUACCAUCAGUUGACUUUCUCUUGAAGCUUGCAUUCAGUGUUUUUUCCAUCUCUAGUACUACCACCGACUUCUACACUCAACUACAAUGGCUUUUGCACCUCCACCGCCGCCUAAGACCGCCCUGGGCUAUUAUCGCAUGCUGGCUCCCACUGCCUCUGUUAGAGUCAGCCCGUUGUGCCUCGGGGGCAUGAACUUUGGUGAUGCUUGGAAAGAUUUCAUGGGCGAAUGCGGCAAGGAGGAGACCGAGAAAAUUCUGGAUUACUUUUAUGAGUGUGGCGGGAACUUUAUCGAUACGUCGAACAACUAUCAGAAAGAAGAAUCCGAGAUAUGGAUUGGGGAGUGGAUGAAGAAGCGCGGCAUCCGUGAUCAGAUGGUGAUUGCAACGAAGUUUACCACAUGCUACAGAACUGGCUAUGGUGAAAAGGAGAUCAUCGUUAACGCUUCAGGAAACGGGACAAAGUCGCUACACUUGUCACUGGAAGCUAGCUUGAAGAAACUUCAGACCAGCUAUAUUGACUUGCUUUACGUUCACUGGUGGGACUUCACCUGCUCUAUCCCGGAGCUGAUGCAAUCUCUCAAUACUAUGGUGCUACAAGGGAAAGUGCUUUACUUGGGAGUAUCGGAUACACCUGCCUGGGUAGUUUCGAAAGCCAACGAAUAUGCCCGACAAAACGGCAUGCGUCAAUUCUCGGUUUACCAAGGGCGGUGGUCAGCCGAACAUCGGGAUUUCGAAAGGGACAUUAUUCCCAUGUGCAAGGAAGAAGGAAUGGGAUUAGCUCCCUGGGGCGCCUUGGGAGGCGGCAAUUUCAAGAGUGAUGAACAGAGACAGAGCCAAGAGGGCCGAAAGAUGGGAGAAGCAAGCCCAGCAGCAAUCAAGAUCUCCAAGGUCCUUGAAAGAAUCGCCAACAGCCACAAUGCCGAGAUUACCAGCGUCGCAUUGGCGUAUGUGAUGCAGAAAACACCUUACGUCUUUCCAAUCGUGGGUGGGCGUAAACUCGAACACUUGAAAGGCAAUAUCGCCGGGCUAAGCAUCGACUUGAGCGAGAAGGAUAUGGAGGAUAUUGAGGAAGCAAACCCCUUCGACAUUGGAUUUCCCAUGAACUUCCUGGGUGGACCUGGCGGCGUCAAGGAUCCAAAUGACGUUUGGCUGAUGUCGAUGGCUGGCAAACAGCAGCAUGUGCCGGCUCCUCAAGCAAUCAAGCCCGUCAAGGUGGGAAAAUAAGGUUUACGAGCUCCUCAAUGUCACUGUAUGCCGGAUGUUUGAAGAAAGAUAAUUUUGAAAUAUGAUUUUCGACCUGAUUUCACUGCUCUUUGUUCGAUGGAGCAGGAGACUCUUUCAGAUUUCUAUCAACAUGUAUAGCAGCUCAAUCCCUGCGCCUUGAGCGAAUUCACCAAGCGCCGCUGUAUGCGAAGAUACCUUAAUCCUGUUAAGUUGACUGCGAGCACUGUAACUCUUGCCUCAUUGUGGUUGACUAGGACCUUUUGCCACAGCUCGUCGGUGUUUUGCUAGUAACAGGAUGGGCAAAUACACGAAACUCUGAC